CACGAGACCACUUCCACCGCAGGACGCAGGCGAGGCUGAAUGAAGCGUGGGCUUACGAGCGGCGCUUUCUACUUGCCCGCAGACCGCGAAUACAAUUUGCUUGCCUGCAUUGCCGUUCAAAAGUCAUUUCUUGACAACAUGCCAGCGGGUAUUACGAUCGAUUCCUCACGUAUCCUUCUCGUGUGCAUGGUCGCCCUCGGCUUCAUGGUGAUGCACAGCCAGAUACAGGGCAUCAAGGACAGCGUCCCGAAAGAUGGAAAAGGCGAAACGGAAGAUAAAAUUUCGUUAGUGGAAAGCUCUUUAAACAAGACCAGCCUGCUGAUCAAGAACAUCUACUGCGCAGUCGCUGAGGUGCAGCCGUCGGGUGGCUUCUGCCUGACUGAUAACCACAUCUUAACCGGACAUAAUGAAGCCUGGGAUGGAAAGUUAUGCGGAGCGCUCGAGGAGCUGUUCGGGUACUCGAGCGUGGCCGACUUCGGCGCCGGUCUGGGACACUACGGCCGCUGCUUCCUUCGGCACAACGAAGACUUCCUCGUCCGCGGCAACGAGAUCGAGCGAAACGCGUUGACCAGGUUCUAUUGGCAGCAGAUGUCGAAAACCAACCUUGCUCAUAAGCCGCAGGUGCUCCGGUCAUGGCACGGUUACGACGGAGCGUCCAAUAUUGACAAAAUGAGCGGAGGAAAGAUCAGGCAGCUGGAACUCGGGAAUCCUGUCGACCUCGGAAGGCGCUUCGACUGGGUCAUGAGCAUCGAAGUCGGCGAGCACAUCCCCGUCGAGAGCGAAGAUAUCUUUAUGGACAAUGUGAUUAAACACGCAUGUAAAGGUGUGGUGUUGUCAUGGGCUGUCCCGGGUCAGACAGGUCACCACCACAUUAAUAACAGGCAAAACGACUACAUCAUUGGCAAGAUGAAGAAGAAGGGUAUGAUGCACGACCUGGAGGCGCAGACACACAUUCGCACGGAGAUUGAUGCCCACUGGUUAAAAGAUACCAUAAUGGUGUUUAAAUUUCCCAAGGCGAAAUGUUGAUGCAUUCGCUGGCAUGGAAACACAUCGACGUUAUGGAAGAAUGAAGUGCAACGAAGGGAAAUUAUGCUAUUCAGAGCCCCCCCCCCAAAAAAAAAAAAAAAAAAAAAAAUAAUAAUAAUUUGUUGACGUUUUCGCAAUACAUUAGCACAGUCUUGCCAUAUGAAAAUGAACCAAAAAGAAAAGGAAAAAAAACAGAAAGAAAACGCGAGUACAGAAAAAGGUUCCAAAAAUGUAAUUCUUUCUUAUAUAAUGUUUUAUCUCAGUUGCCUUUAUUUUAUAUAUCUAUUUAGUUUGAUUAGACCGUUUUGCCUACAAGUCCUAUACUUCAUGGUGUGUGAGUUAAUGUGGGAUUUCUCUUAGACUUGAUGUAAAGUAUGUGGUGAAAAGAAACAUAGGGAGGUAGUUUAUAAAGGUUUAUAAUAAGCCAAUUUACGAUGUACAAUAAUG
Molecule: messenger RNA, 1473 nt
Organism: Penaeus chinensis
Lineage: Eukaryota; Metazoa; Arthropoda; Malacostraca; Decapoda; Penaeidae
Exons: 7
Coding region: 40-1026 (328 amino acids)
Source: RefSeq, a predicted model, not a curated record